Fomitopsis serialis is the source of this 571-nucleotide messenger RNA. RefSeq lists its product as uncharacterized. The record is from RefSeq and is a predicted model, not a curated record. The transcript is spliced from 2 exons. Lineage: Eukaryota; Fungi; Basidiomycota; Agaricomycetes; Polyporales; Fomitopsidaceae. The coding region runs from base 130 to 459 and encodes 109 amino acids.
UACAAGGGCGCUCCGCUUCGGGCACAGUUAGUACGCCCUUGUACUUAUCCACAAACUUGACCGGCACCGCAUUCAUAACCGGAUGGGACGUUCUUGACUGGAAGGGUGACUGCGACCUCAUCUCGCGCAAUGGCACCAAAACUAUCACCACAGGCACGACGCCUCCGGACGAUCAUCGUCACCGUACCUAUCAUGGCAGCUACGUCCUGUGAGUGUACCUCUUCCGCCAUGCAUGUGCGCUCGUUACUUGCUGACGUCUGCCCUCUCGUUACAGUUGUCCUCUACAAACGGCUCGUCUUGGGCGAGCCGCAGCGCACGCUUCCGAGAGCAGACGCUGUCUAUCCUCCGGGUUCUGAGCAAGACAGGCGGAUCAUUCCUCUCAAGACUGUGACUGGGAAGACCGGGACGGGUGCAGGGAGCACGGGUGGCGGGGAUGAGGAGGCUCUCAUGCAGGAGUAGUCGUGUUGUGAUGAAUCUCCCGUGGACUCCAGGAGAGCUACGAGGGUCAGAAGAGACAAGCAGUGCUGGUGUCCCACCUCAGACAGGGCACGCCCUACUGGAGAACACAGGG